Molecule: messenger RNA, 2597 nt
Organism: Neltuma alba
Lineage: Eukaryota; Viridiplantae; Streptophyta; Magnoliopsida; Fabales; Fabaceae
Product: probable LRR receptor-like serine/threonine-protein kinase At1g14390
Exons: 7
Coding region: 309-2495 (728 amino acids)
Biological process (GO): protein phosphorylation
Molecular function (GO): protein binding; protein kinase activity; ATP binding
Source: RefSeq, a predicted model, not a curated record
UUUCCAGAUCUCAGAUUCCCCCUUUUCCCUUUACAAAGUUGAAUCUUCUCCCCCAUUUUCCUACCUACUCCACCUUGGUGAUUUCUUUUAUCCCUCGUAAAAAUUAAAAAAGCUUCUUUUCUCGCAAUCAUUAUGCAACGGAAAUAAACUUUUCUUGUCUAAAUUAUUGGACUAGUAUGAUAUAAUCAAGCACAAGAAUUCGCUCUAGCGAUUCUUGCACAGGUGGCGUUCGAGAAAUUUACUGUGCGUGUCAGUCACAUUUCUGCUUCUUUCUUCAGGCCAAAUGCCAAUUUUUAUCUCCUGAGAAUAUGAAGAUUUCCUGGGUUUCUUUAAUUUUCUUGUUCCCUGCAAUCGUUGUUUCUCUGCUUGGUCAGGUUUCAACGGCACAACUGAUCACAAGCGAGAGAAUAAUUCUUCUCCAGGUCAAGAGGUUGCUUGAAUAUCCUCAGGUUCUUCAAGGAUGGAGAAGAUGGACCAACUUCUGCUAUCUCCCUCCGUCACCUUCUGUCAAGAUUGUCUGCUCCAACGGCCAUGUGACAGAACUAGCCAUUGUUGGGAACAAGGUCUCAUCAUCUUCUUCGUCUCAAACUCUUUCAGAAAGAUUCUCCAUUGACUCUUUCUUUACUGUCUUGACGAAGCUAUCAAGUUUGAAGGUACUGUCACUUGUGUCUCUGGGUUUGUGGGGUCCUUUACCCGCCAAGAUAGAUAGGUUCUGGUCGCUGGGAGUUCUGAACAUUACCUCAAAUUCCAUCUAUGGUGAAAUCCCAUUCUCAAUCAGUUCUAUAAAAAGCCUUAGGGGUCUGAAUUUGGCUGAUAAUUUUUUCAAUGGCAGUGUCCCGGAUCUGAAACCACUAGCUUUCCUUGAAGAACUUAAUCUGGGUGGAAACAAACUGGGUUCUGAAUUCCCUUCAACGGGGAACAAUCUUGCCAAAAUUAUUCUGAAAAACAACUCAUUUAAGUUUCAGAUUCCUUCCAGAAUCAUGUAUUUUCACAAGCUUCAAGAAUUUGACAUCUCUUCCAAUGAAUUUUCUGGACCAAUCCCACCUUCUCUCUUCUCUCUGCCUUCCAUUGUGCACAUAAACUUAGCUCAAAACCAACUCACCGGUGGAUCCUCUAUGAACAUAAACUGUAGUUCUAAGCUAACAUUUGUGAAUCUCUCAGACAACCUUUUAAUGGGAAAAUUCCCACCUUGUUUUGGAUCAUCAAAGUCCUCAAAUCGCACUGUGUUGUAUUCUGGGAAUUGCUUUUCAGCUAGAAGCUCAACGGGCAAGCAUCAACAUCCAUCCUCAUAUUGUACUAAAGAGAAGGCCUUAGCUGUGAAGCCUCUGGAGAGAAGUCAGAAGAAGGAGACAGGUCUGAGAAUUCUUUUGACGAUUGGCGUUAUUGGAGGUUCAGUUGGAUUCGCUGUGCUUCUGUUACUGUUCAUUGUGUUCGUAUGGAAGAAAUGCAGAGGAGACAGAACACAUGAUAAGGAUCUUGACAGAUCUAAUGUUCAUAAGCUCCCAAGACCAAAUGUUCAUGCAAGACGUGUUCCUCAGACAAUGAGGCUAUCUGCACUUGGACUCCCGCCAUAUAGAAUUUUCACAUCAGAAGAAAUUGAAGAUGCAACAAACAACUUUGAUCCCUCAAAUCUAGUAUCAGAAGGACCUAAAGGAAAGAUAUAUAAAGGUUGGCUCAGAGAUGGUUCAGAGGUCCUUUUCAACUCUGUGGAAGUAACACAGAAAAACUUGACCCAAAGUCUGAUGAAACAGAUGGAGGUUUUACCCAGUUUGAGGCACAGGCAUUUAGUAAGUGUGCUAGGACACUGUGUCAUUACUCCUCAAGACCAUUCCCAACUAAGAAGCACAGUCUUCAUUGUCCUUGAGCACUUCUCAAAUGGGUCACUCAGGGAUCAUCUUUCAGAUUUGAGAAAGAAGCAAGUGCUGAAAUGGCCACAGAGGAUGGCAAUAAGCAUAGGAAUUGCAAGAGGGACCCAGUUCUUGCACACAGGGGUUGUUCCUGGCAUAUUUGGAAACGAUUUACAUAUUGAAAAAGUUUUGCUUGAUGAUAAUCUCAACCCAAAAGUCAGUGGAUAUAACAUUCCAUUGCCAUACGAGAAUGGUUUUGAGAGGACACUUCUUGAACAAAGUGGCUCCAAUCAUGUCGCAAGAAUCGAUACAGCAGAAAAGGAAGAUAUCUAUCAGUUGGGUGUUAUUCUUCUUGAAGUCAUUACUGGCAAACGCCUUUCCUCUGCCAGUGAAAUAGAGGAUCUAAAGGAUGAGCUGGAGAGAGGUUUAUCAGAAGCAGGAUCAACACUAAGAAGCACAAUAGAUCCAUCCAUUCAAGGAACUUAUGCAUAUGAAUCACUGAGGACUGCAAUUCAAAUCACAAUCAACUGUCUGUGCAAGGUACCCAGUGAGCGACCUUCAAUAGAGGACCUUCUUUGGAACUUGCAGUAUUCACUGCAAGUUCAAGAGUCAUGGACCAGCAGUGGAAACCUUGGUAUAAAAUUUUAGAUUUCCUUACAGUAAAAUAAGUUGUUUGAUGGAUGUUCAUAAGUUUAUGGAAUAUGAAGAAUAAAUGGUAUUGAAGCAUGUGAAUCUCUUGUGCCUAGCUAA